This is a messenger RNA of Dryobates pubescens (Downy woodpecker), 4466 nucleotides long. RefSeq names its product DLC1 Rho GTPase activating protein (gene DLC1). Gene Ontology annotation, molecular function: GTPase activator activity; protein binding; lipid binding. The transcript is spliced from 14 exons. The coding region runs from base 167 to 3526 and encodes 1119 amino acids. Lineage: Eukaryota; Metazoa; Chordata; Aves; Piciformes; Picidae. The record is from RefSeq and is a predicted model, not a curated record. Gene Ontology annotation, cellular component: membrane raft; focal adhesion. Gene Ontology annotation, biological process: regulation of Rho protein signal transduction; signal transduction; actin cytoskeleton organization.
CCUGACUCUUCGAGGCAAAGCUCCGCGGGGCUGAUGACAAAUCACAUAAAGUAACAACCUGCCUGCCUCUGAAGAGCGAUUCAGACCCAUCUCCAGGAAAAGAAUGCCCCCCUUCGCGGGGCCGAGCCGCAGCCCUCCGGAUCUGGAUGUGUGAUCGAUCUGCAUUAUGCAUCACCCGCUGAAAGCCCCUCUGAGGAGGUCGUUCAGUGAUCAUAUCAGGGACUCCACUGCUAGAGCCUUGGAUGUUAUCUGGAAGAACACGAGAGACAGACGACUGGCAGAAAUCGAGGCCAAGGAAGCUUGUGACUGGCUGCGGGCUGCUGGCUUCCCACAGUAUGCACAGCUCUAUGAAGACCUCCUCUUUCCAAUUGACAUCGCCCUGGUCAAGCGGGAGCACGACUUCCUGGACAGAGAUGCUAUCGAGGCCUUGUGCAGGCGCUUGAAUACUUUGAACAAAUGUGCAGUGAUGAAGCUAGAAAUUAGCCCCCACAGGAAAAGGAGUGAAGAUUCAGAUGAAGAUGAACCUUGUGCAAUAAGUGGCAAAUGGACUUUUCAGAGGGACAGCAAGAGGUGGUCAAGGCUUGAAGAGUUCGACGUGUUCCCUCCGAAGCAGGACUCGAACGCCCCCUCCCCAGAGGCUCCUCCACUCAGCAGCGCAGCAAGCAGCGAGAGCGUGCUGACAGACCUCAGCGAGCGCCAGGAGGUGGCCUCCAUCCUGAGCAUCAGCAGCACCAGCAGCCACCAGCCCACCCUGCAGAGCGAGGCGUCCACCACCAGGACAAACUCGGUGGUGAGCGUCUGCUCCUCGAGCAACUUGGCAGCCAACGAUGACUCCUUCGGCAGCCUGCCCUCGCCCCGGGAGCUGAACAGCUUCAGCUUCGGCACCAAACCCAGCGAGAAGAACGCCAAGUCCAAAACCAAGAGCCUGCUCAAGAGGAUGGAGAGCCUGAAGAUCAAGAGCUCUCACCACAGCAAGAGCAAAGCCCCUUCGAAGCUCGGCCUCAUCAUCAGCGGGCCCAUCCUGCAGGAGAGCGUGGACCAGGACAAGCUGAAGCGGCUGAACUGCGUGGAGAUCUCGGCGCUGAACGGCAGCCACAUCAGCCUGCCCCUGGUGCGCAAGAGGAGCGUCUCCAACUCCACCCAGACCAGCAGCAGCAGCAGCCAGUCCGAGACCAGCAGCGCGGUCAGCACGCCCAGCCCCGUCACGCGCACCCGCAGCCUGGGCGCGCACAGCAAGAGGGUGGGCAUGUACCUGGAGGGCUUCGACCCCUUCAACCAGGCCACCUUCGGCGACGUGCUGGAGCAGAACUUCCGCAACCGCGGCGGCUUUGCGGAGGACGCCGUCUUCCUCAUCCCCGAGGACCACAAGCCCGGCACCUUCCCCAAGGCGCUGGCCAACGGCGGCUUCGGCCCCUCGGAGGGCGGCAGCUCCGUGAACUGGAGGACGGGCAGCUUCCACGGGCACGGCCACCUCAGCCUGCGCAGGGAGAACGGCGCGGACGGCUCCAAGGAGCUGGGCGUGGGCGGGCGGCGCAACUCCUCCAGCUCGGUCGGCAGCCGCCUCAGCAUCUACGACAACGUGCCCGGCUCCAUCCUCUACUCCAGCACCAGCGACCUGGCCGACCUGGAGAACGAGGACAUCUUCCCCGAGCUGGACGACAUCCUCUACCACGUCAAGGGCAUGCAGAGGAUAGUGAACCAGUGGUCCGAGAAGUUCUCCGACGAAGGCGACUCCGACUCGGCGCUCGACUCUGUCUCCCCCUGCCCUUCCUCCCCAAAGCAGAUCCACCUGGAUGUGGACAACGAUCGGAUGACCCCCAGCGACCUGGACAGCACGGGGAAUUCUCUGAACGAGACAGAGGAGCCUGCAGGGACGCAGGACAGGAGGGACUCUGGGGUGGGUGCAUCCCUGACGCGGUCCAGCAGGCACAAGCUGAGGUGGCACAGCUUCCAGAGCUCUCACCGGCCCAGCCUCAGCUCGGCGUCGCUGCAGAUCAGCUGCCAGUCGGUGGCACAGAUGAACCUGCUGCAGAAGUACUCCCUGCUGAAGCUGACGGCCCUGCUGGAGAAGUACACCCCUUCCAACAAGCACGGCUUCAGCUGGGCAGUACCAAAAUUUAUGAAGAGGAUAAAGGUGCCAGACUACAAAGACAGGAACGUGUUUGGAGUUCCACUGCAAGUGAACGUGCAGCGCAGUGGCCAGCCCCUGCCACAGAGCAUCCAGCAGGCCAUGCGCUACCUCCGCAGCCACUGCCUGGACCAGGUUGGGCUGUUCAGGAAGUCUGGAGUCAAGUCCAGGAUCCAGGCUCUGCGGCAGAUGAACGAGAGCUGCACAGACAGUGUCUGCUACGAGGGGCAGUCUGCCUACGACGUGGCUGACAUGCUGAAGCAGUUCUUCCGUGACCUCCCGGAGCCUCUCAUGACCAACAAACUCUCUGAGACCUUCUUACAGAUUUACCAAUAUGUGCCAAAGGAUCAGCGUCUCCAGGCUAUCAAGGCUGCCAUUAUGCUUCUGCCCGACGAGAACAGGGAGGUCCUUCAGAUUCUCCUCUAUUUCCUGAGUGAUGUCACAGCUGCAGUGAAGGAGAACCAGAUGACACCAACGAACCUGGCUGUCUGCUUAGCACCUUCCCUCUUCCACCUAAACACUCUCAAAAGGGAGAAUUCUUCCCCAAGGGUGAUGCAAAGAAAGCCAAGCCUGGGAAAACCUGACCAGAAAGACCUGAAUGAAAACCUGGCUGCAACCCAGGGACUGGCUCACAUGAUCGCCGAGUGCAAGAAGCUCUUCCAGAUCCCCGAAGAGAUGAGCCGGGGCCGGAACUCGUACAUGGAGCAGGACCUGCGGCCCCUCAGCCUGGAGGAGCUGCGCGGCGGCAGCAGCGCCGCAGAGCCCUCCGACUACCACUGCUACCUGCAGGACUGCGUGGACGACCUGCUGAAGGAGAUGAAGGACAAGUUUAAAGGCUGGGUCAGCUGCUCCACCUCUGAGCAGGCAGAGCUGGCCUACAAGAAGGUCUGUGAGGGUCCCCCGCUCCGGCUGUGGAAAACCACCGUUGAGAUCCCAGCUCUGCCGGAGGAUGUUCUGAACCGGCUGCUGAAAGAGCAGCACCUCUGGGAUGAGGAUCUCAUAGAUUCAAAAGUGAUCGAGCCUCUGGACAGCCAGACAGAUAUAUACCAGUAUGUGCAGAACAGCAUGGCCCCUCAGCCCGCCAGGGACUUCGUUGUCUUAAGAACAUGGAGGACAAACUUCCCCAAAGGAGCCUGUGUGCUCCUAGCAACCUCGGUGGAGCACGAGCGGGCGGCGGUGGCAGGCGUCAGAGCCAACGUGCUGCUGUCGCGGUACCUGAUCGAGCCCUGCGGGUCAGGAAAGUCCAAGCUCACCUACAUGUGCAGAAUUGAUUUAAGGGGCCACAUGCCAGACUGGUACACCAAGUCUUUUGGACACUUAUGUGCCUCUGAAGUGGUUAAGAUACGAGACUCCUUCAGUCAUCAGAGUCCUGAGGGCAAGGAGGUGAAAUCCAGGUGACUACUGAAGAGGAACAGCCAGGAGCUCCACACCUCAGCCACGCAGACAUUCCCCAGAGCUGAGGCUCCUCCGCUGCAGCCCAGGCUGCUGAACCACCUGCAGGCCACGGCGUGGAGGGAGGACAGCAGGAGAGAGAGCCUGGCUGUGAGCACUGCUGUGGGACUCUGGCCACGCCAUCCACUUGGAAGCUGCUCCCUGUCUGUGUAAGGUCUAUAGUGUAGACCUUGACUGGAAUCUGUAGGAGAACUGUGCAACAAGCAAAACAAUGUCUAGUGCCUGUUAGCUGGCUUGAACAGAUGGUUUGAAUUGCUUCUGAGAAGCAAAGUCUAUACUGCAGACUGUAGUGUGCAAGGUGGUGAAGGCUCCUCCCGGCCACGGGGGAUCCCCGGCUCCGCCGGGCUGUAGCACGGCGAGGGACUGGUGUAUCCACUGGAGUAGUUGGUACUCCUCAGUGUGUUCUCACUGAGGGCAGCAGAGAAAGGUUUGCACAGAGAUUCAGGUGUGAGUGUGUGUGUUCAUGGGUGAAAGGGUAGCAGAAAUGGAACUUGAAACGUGUCUGGUACACUGAUAGGCAACCAGGGUGGGUUGCAGCAUGCUGGGUGCAGUUCAGCCCAGAAUGGGACUGCCCUGUGGACCAGGAGUAGCCAUCCUUCCCCCACUGCCUUUUCCUCAGCUCUGCCCUUGUUAAAACCCCUCAGCAGAUGUUACAAGAGGCUUGCUCUGCUUGCUGCCCACUCCUUAGCCAGAUGAUCUCGUAGGAGUGCUUAGCAGUUGUGUAGCAAUGUAAGCGAUGCACUUGUGAGCAGUGCAGCAGCUUAGCCAUGAACUGUCCCUGCAUCAGUGAAGAGAGCCACUGCUGGCAGCUCUUCACCUGCCACCAGGGGCUGCUGCUUGCCUCCCACCUGCACACCCUCUACGUGUCUGAAGGAGCUUUCAGACA